Syngnathus typhle (broad-nosed pipefish) is the source of this 974-nucleotide messenger RNA. Its product is annotated as sterile alpha motif domain-containing protein 15-like. Gene Ontology annotation, molecular function: protein binding. The transcript has 4 exons. Lineage: Eukaryota; Metazoa; Chordata; Actinopteri; Syngnathiformes; Syngnathidae. The record is from RefSeq and is a predicted model, not a curated record. The coding region runs from base 233 to 592 and encodes 119 amino acids.
UUUGUGAAAGAGUAACGUGAAUGACUUGUCACAGUGACGCUGAUCGUCAAUAUAACGUUAUGUGUCGGGGAGUGAGACUCGUUGCACAGUGUGAGAUCUCUUCUUACCACAGACGAGUAGCACAUACGGCCCAGCUGCACGGGGGAUGUCUGGAAGCGUCAAAGCUCGCUUUGAUACAAGCUGAAGGCAAAGUAAGCGACUCGAGUCGUCGAGAGCCUGUUUCCAUGACAACAUGGGUACACGCAACAUGGAGUUCCUGCAGUGGAGUUGCGAGGAUGUUGCAAGAUGGAUUGAGUCCAUAGGUUUUCCGCAGUAUAAACUGUGCUUCACUGAGAACUGUGUCACAGGAAGAAAGCUGAUCUUUGUGGAUUGUGUCCACAUGCCAAGACUCGGAAUCACAGAUUUCAAACACAUGCAGGCCAUCGCGGCACGUGUGCGCGAGCUCCUGGGCAUCACCGAGGUCCUGUGGAGUCGCAGCAUUGCCGACCCGCCACGGGACAUCGAGGGCCUCUUUUUGGAGAUGAAGAGUCGCACGGGGGUGAAGACCGAUGAGCUCACCCCUGAGCAGCUCCUGAAAGACAUCAGCCACUGAACUUUGAAACCUCUGUAGGGUCCAGACGAAACACUUUCAUAGUUUAUUUCAUAAAUGUCAAAUGUAGAAUCAGUCAGUUUUUACAAGCACUUGAAAUUUUACGGAAACUAGUAAAACAUUUAAUGUUGCAGGGAUUUCCGUGAUUUGGUACAUUCCACAAAGAAAUCCUCAAUAUAGCGGCAAACACUGGAUUGUGUGUGUGGAGGCACAUAUUGUAUCAAACGCAAUGUUCUGCCCGCCAACUCUCUUCGUGACUCACUCACUCACUCAAGGGUUCCGACAUUCACAAUUCCCGUCCGCCAAGCAUUGUAAUUACGGCCGCUGUAAAGUGUUUCUAUUACAAUACGCUGCAUUUAAAUAAAUGUGAUAUUCUUUGAAAGAA